AUGAUACUCCAACCAAUAGAGCAGUUGAAGCAAGCCGUAAAGAACGUGGUUGACUUGAUAAAGCAACCAUUCUACGCUUUAAGAGACGCGAUAUCGAAAGUAAUAAAAACAGUGAAGAUGGUCGUAAAGAGGAUUAAACAGACUCUUGUGGCUAUCAAGCGACUCGUGCUUAGCAUACUGAGAGUGAUCACGUCGGUUUUUCAAUGGCUCGGCAGCAUCGUGAAUAUCUGCAACAAGAAGCUCGGCACGCCAUUCGACAGGUGUCAGAGAGUCUUCGAAGGAGCAGUGGCUGACUGCAAAGCAAAGCUUGGCCCGGUUUUCGGAGGGAUUUGCAAUUUGACGUACAUCGUCAGCGCUUUAUGUUAUAUAGUGAAGCCUUUAGACUUCAUUUGCAUGCUCGUGUCUUAUGUCGCCGAUACUAUAGUCGAUGCCGUGCGGAAGAAGAUCAAAAGGUUUACUCGUCAUAUGAGAGCGAUGUUUUACGUUAAAGUGAAAUUCUCGCAUUCCUUCCACUUCGAGACGAACCAUAGUAGAACCCUCGAAGAAGUAUCGACCGGCAUAAUCACCGAAGUACGAUCGAGAACAGACAGAUUUUUGGCCGUUUUCGAUUGGAUGAGCUUCAUGACUACUUUCUUCAUCUUUUUCAUGCUGCUGAGAGUGUUGCAUUAUCGGCACAAGUGGCUAACGAAUGAACGCUUCGACAAUCGAUACUUGACUGACGAUCUGCGCACCAUCGAUCUAAUAAGGACGCGUCAAGAUAAGGAGACCAUUCUGCCGUUAAAUCGUCGCGAGAGAAAUCAAUACAUCCCACUGACGUCCAUCACCUUAAUUAAGGUGGAGAGAGUGAAGCUCACAAAAUCUGCCGUCUUCUUGUGUUUAACGACGUUCAAGAUUUGCAUCCAUAUGAUGGCAGACUACAGUCUUUAUUGGAUCCUGAGCACUAUUAGAUAUCACGGACGGAUCGAAACGAAGGUCCAACGACCCAGUUCCGUGGGCGUCUACGUGUCUGGCAACGGCUAUCUCGCCGACCUUUAUCGAAGCAUCGUGAAAGCGUUCACGCCACACGCGAAGGAUCCGGAGAUCGAUAUGAUGCCCUGCCUCCCGGAUCCUAUUCCCCCGGAUCUAGACAGGUACACGCAGAUCGUAACACUGAUUGCCUUCUGCUGGAUCAUGGCGAUAUUUGAGCCUUACGGGUUGCGACUACGCCACGUCGUCAUGUGCAAGUAUCACCCGGAAAGGGCCAAGCAAAGGGCCGCCUGGCUGUAUAAUCAUAUAAUUAGAUCGAGAGGAAGUUUUCUGAAAUUCGCGCGGCGCCAGUUGCGUCGCAAGUUCGGCAUUACUGAGGGUGAGAAGAUCGAAAGAGUCACGUUCAGGGAGCGAUGCCUGGCGAUGUGCCCGUUUCUGAACAAGUUGUUCCCUCAGAAGCAGAACAUGUGUCUGCUGUGCGGCGCCGUGGAGCGCUCCGAUCAAGAACCGCACGUUAAAUGCACCACACCUGGCUGCGUCGGUUUGUUCUGCAUUCAAUGUUUUGCGGACUUGCAGAAUCUCUGCACGAUUUGUCGAUCACCCAUUGAGUAUGGCGAUCUAACGGAUAUGAGUGAGGAAAAAGAUUCAUCAGACGAUCAAUUAAUUGUAAAAAAAGAGCCUGUGCCAAUAAUCAAGGAAGAGAUACCACAUGUAGAAAAAGAACCAGAAGUAAAAAUAAAGAUAGAAGAAAUACCAGAAAAGAGAUUAUCGGAAGAAGAAAUACCGAAAGAAGAAAUGCCAGAUAAGAGAUUAUUGAAGGAAAGAUUGUCUGAAGAAAAAAUACCGACAGAAGAAUUAUCGAAGGAAGAAUUAGUGGAAAAAGAAUUACCAAAAAAAAUAAUAUUUGAAGAAAUAAAAAGAGAAGACGAAAAAAUAGAAAGAGAAAUAGAAAAAAAAGAUAAGGCUGUGCAAACAGAUGAUGAUGAAACUAGUUCAGAUUCGAUUUAUAGCUAUACUUAUCAAGAUGAAUCGCCGCAAGAGAUUGAAGUCGUGCAUCGCAGGAUUCCCUUCAAAGACGUAGAAGCACAGAAAAUCAAAGAGGAUGUUACGAUCCAAAUUUUUAACGACGCAUUAGCAGAGGAGAUUACCUCGACCAGCGAGGAUCCGACGUCCUGUUUCGUGGUAAGGGCUCGUAGAAGACUUCGUACCAGAUUGAAAAGAAAAUCUUGCUCUUGCCCGCGCAAGGAGGAAGAUUCCAGCUCGUCUACGUCAAUAGCGGACACAGAGUCUUGGCCCACAGAAGAGCUGGAUGAGGAAGAGGUGGUUCACAUCGAGAUGGACGAUGGUUCCAAGGAAUUACUUUUAAAGGACGGCGCCGUCAAAGAAAAAAAGCGGAGUCGUGUAAAGAGAAUUCUCGCUGCACUCGCAAAAAUUCCUUGGCUCGGGAAAAGCACGAGAAACGAUCGCGACAGCGACGGUGAAUGGAAGGCGAGGAAACCGUCUCUCCUGGACAAGAUAGCUCAGAUGCUUCCUGGUAAUCAAUCCGUCUCGCCUGUUCGUACGUACCGACGAAUCCGUACCACAAAAAAGAACGCAAAAUGCAAGGAGUCCUGCGCUUUAUCGUCCUCCACCGACGAGGAGGAUGAACAAAGCAUGCUCUUGGAAGCGCAUAAUCGGCAAGUAGAUUGUUUGCAAAUCCAUCCGGACCACGACGACCAUUCCGAGGAUAACAUUUACAGCAGAGACUACGACUCGCAUCGUGUGCGACGCAGGACGAUCUGCCGUCAACGGGGUGCUCGUGCGAGAUCCGGGGAACCAGCGAACCUGAAACAUCCUCACGAGAAGAAAUUCGCGACGACGCAAUUGCCGAGGUACUUGCAAUCGAUUUCGAGAGAUACAGCGUAUUUCGAAGUGGACGAGAUCAAAGACGAGCGAUCGACACGGAUGUGCGUUCGUUCGGGAGAGCGCAUCAACGAUUUAGCAGACACCAGAGUAUGUGUCGAGCAUCAGAAAUUGAAGAGACACGUCACCAGCAACGUCUGUACUCGUAUCUCCUGUUCCUGUACAUCGCAUAUAUGCAACGUUCAAGGAGAGAGCAAAGUCUGCCAGUCAGAUAUGAGUGCCGUAACAGAACAAAGUGACGAAGCACCUAAAACGGAGGGGAUAGAAACAGAUAGAGAACUGCUAUCUAUUAAUUGGGAAUUGAAUCAAAGAAAAAGCAUGGAACAAAUUAUUACUAAAAAAACAUCAAUGGAAAUCGAAACGAAUCAACGAGAAGUCUUAGAAAAAAUUGCGUCUAGAGAUGGUCAAAGAAAAUUGUUGGCUGAAACUGGCGGAGCAGUUGCGGAAUUAAAUAAUAUCGCACAAGAAGAAAUUCUAAGAAAAUAUUUUGUCAGAGGAGAACAAUCUAAAAAAUUAGACGUGAGAGGAAAAGCAGAGACGUCGACAUCAAGAGUAAAUGAUAAACCUCAAUUGUACUAUCCGUUAGCUGGUUCGGAGUUGCACAGCGGCACGUACCGAGCGAAAAGGUGUGAAAAAUCUGCCGAAGAAAAAUUAACGAAGCAACCGGAAGCAACGGAAACACGUAUCGAUGAUAGAGAGGCGGUGAAAUCCACAGAAUUUGAAGAAGGCGUUGGAACGAUACAAGGAGACUCGCAGAUCAUCGCGCAUGGAAGAAAACCUACAGAAAUGUCCACGGGGAAUAUUCGAAAAUUUAAAAGAUACGAUAAAAGUGAUAAGAUCUUACACUCCGAUCAAAAUGCUGAAAUGUUCAAAGCAUCUGAUUUGGAGGAAAAAGGAGGGAAGAGAAGAGAGAGAAAACGAAAAAGAUGGGUCAAAAGAAGCGAACCCGGCUGCAGCUCGCCGCGAGGAAGACGAAAGCUUCGCGACAAGGCAACGUUGAUUAAAGAAAAGCAGUACUGCAGAAGAAAGCAGAAGGAGACUCGUGAUUGCGAUGUGCAAACUCCGGUGCAUUCUAGCAUGCGGCGUGAGGAGGAUUCCUCGCGUACAAGUCGGGCGGACGAUAUUCGAAGACGGGGAACGGUUACUUCUGCACUUAAACCGGUGGCCGGAUUAAGCGAGAAUCGCCAAACUCAGUGCAAUCUUCGCGAUAGAGAUAAUCUUCGAAAAAAGCAAGACAAUGCCUGCAGUUUAGCGCUUACAAGCGAGUCGGAAGCCUGGUCUUGCAGCGUUCAGCCUCAAUAUAAGGCACCUGAACAAGUCAUGGUGCAAGAACACCGAAGAAAAUCGCUCAAUGAACGUAGCGAUCGACAAGCAACGAGCCGCGUUUCGCCGCAGCAUAAAAACGUGUUUACGACACGCGAUGAUUCGUAUAUGAGUACCGAAAUGCAUGAGGACACAAUACCUGUAAAAAGUAAGAUUAACAAUGAGAGAAAGAGCAAGAGAUACUCAAAACCAACGAAUAACGUAAAUACCAACAAUCGUAGAAUGACUGGAAAUGUUAACAUUUAUAUCUGCUCGGAGACUAAUAGUCCAUCAUUAAUAAUAAAUCAUUCAUAUACUAAAAAGAUAACUCCACAGGAGAGAAGCAAAAGAAGAUUGAAGCUUCAAUCCUGCACGGAGACAAGUUCCGAUAUAACUACCGAACGAUCGAAUUCAAGAUGCAUCAGUGCCAGUAGCGCGUCAUCCUGCAAGCUGCUAAACAGCAUACAAGAAAAACGAAGGAAAUUACAAGCGAAACAACUAACUAAUUCUGUUCACCAGGAAAAAGACGGCAGCAGCGAUAACAGUGACAACGCUGUUCGUGACGACAAAAUAUUGCACGGGAGCUAUAGGAAGGAAUUAAGCGAGUCCAGCAAGGAACAAAUAAAUAUCAAGGUGACUGACGAGGAUACUGAAUGCCAAGACGCGAUCUCCAGGGACUCGACCAGGGACGGUUGCUGCUGCAAGGAUCCAAGCUUCAGCAGCACGGAUCUCCCGCAGGACUCGUUGGAUUCCGUAAUUCCGCGUUUACAUUUCAACGAGUGCGACGAAUCCGCAUGUUCUUGGACCACGAUUUAUCCAUUAGAGACGAGAGCCAAGAUGGAUGAUAGCGAUGGCUCCUCGUUGAACGCGAUCUGCAUGGGACGAGGGACUCGAUACGGAAAUGACGAGCGCAGUAAUGUUUGCAGGAAUGUCAGAUCCACUACGUGUGAUGCAAUUGAUGGCAGUAGCUGGUUGCCGAGAUCGAUCUAUACGGAUUGCGCUAAGGUGGAUGGCGAUGUUCCCAAGGAGUGCUUCACCAACAGUGGCAAAUAUCGAAACGAGAGACUUCAGAAACCGAUGCUGAACCGUAACGAUAUUUGGUGGAAACAGGCGGGUUGCAAGCUACCGCAGGAACCUCUCAGAGAUUCCCGAAAGGAACCCACGACUCGAAGGUGGCCCACGUGCAGCUGCAUUGUGGAGGAGGAAGAAGAUCGUUGCGCGAACGUUGGCAGAGGCGACAAGGAGUCUUCGGAGGAUCCGUGCGAUAACGUGGAGUGCCCAAAAAAAAUAUCCGUAUGCCAGAUACCUUCCAGCGCGUUAGUCGAAACUGUGACUGUAUGCGAGACCCCGUUCAGAAAUGCCGAGAAACAUUGCGAGGAAACGCCCGCUUGCGAAAGCCCGUUAGGGGAUUCGGCGGAAUGUCCGCGAGCCGCUAUUCCGUGCGGAACAACGUUCGAAAAUUCGGAAGAACCUCCGAAAGUAACGAGAGUUUGUAAGGAGUUCGUUGCCGGGGAGCCUCCGAAAGAUAUCGCAGUUUGUGGGACGACAGUCGGCGAACCGAAAGGUCCGCCGGAAGAAGUAACAGUUUGCAAGAGCUCGCUUCUCGACUCCGGGGAAGCCCCAAAGGAAACAAUUUCUAAGACGAUUCCUGACUCGAACUUUGCCAGCCAAGAAGAUGUCGACAGCGUAUCUUUAAACGAUGCAAAAGAUAAACUUGUGAGAGAAAAUACAGAUAUGGCAAACUUAAACAACCAAAAAGAGAAUGCUGGAAAUGUUGGAAGUAUGGUUCAGUCUAACGACAAGUCUAAUAUCGUGUCUAAUAAUCUUACGAAACUGACGUUUGCCAAGAAUGUAACGCAAAAUGAACGAACAAAGGGAAAUGUUUUGAAUAAUCGAUCAAGAAAUCCGAUUGUCCCAGUUGGCUCGGUUGAAUAUUCAAAACAACGAGUAUCAAGAAACGUUUAUUCUACAGCAUUAGCACGUAUGGAGUUUCCUAAUCGUCCAAAUUUUACCUCAAAUCAUAAUCCACAAGAAAUAUUGAAGAUUCCGAUUGAUAAACGUGGAGCAGCAAAAAUGAGAUCGCCUCUCAAUCGACCAACAAAGAUCCAUCUUGAACAACAGAACAAGGUCUUGAAAGAUCUUACGACGCGAGAUUUGACAUCGAGCAAAAAUAAUCAGGUUGACGAAAAAAUACAAGAAAACUCGAAAGAGAAAGAGGAAGUACAAGAUAUUCCAAAGGAAAAAGAAAUGGCAGAAGAAAAGCCAAGAGAAUCAAUUUUGCAUACAUCACUUAAAAAACUGAUCGACGUAAUUAAACACUAUAGGGUGCAACUUAAGGAUAAAAUAGAAACCAAAAACAUUGAAGUAAAGGAGACAGUUAUAGAUGACAAAGAAGACGUUACGCAAUUAGAAAGUAUUUCAGAAACACGAGAGAAAAUUGAUGAUGAAAAAGAACGACGAGAUGUUAAUAAAGAAACGCAUAUAAAAGAAAUUGGGGAUACUGUACAUGUUGCUAGACCAAAACCGACUGCUCCGAUAGCUGACUUUACAGUUCCUGAAGAAAGUAAAAAAGCAGAUCAAGUGACAUCAAGUGAAAAUCAGACGCAUUUAAUGCCUAAAUUACUACGCAUUAUCGCGGCGAAGAGAUCGCAUCUCUUACCAAUCGUAACUGCAACAACUGAACCCAAGCGUCAAGAACCUAAAGUGGAAUCUGUUCCCGUUGAGAUUCCCAUAAAUGAAUACGUCACUCGAGAAGAAACAGUGCAGGAAAAAGUAAUUCCACAUGUAGAACCUUUUCCGCAGGAAGAAGUAAUCCUACAGGAAGAAUCAAUUCUGCAAAAAGAAGUAAGCGAAGAGCCUAUUGUGCAAUUCACAGAAGAAAGGAAAAAGGAAGUAUCACUUGUACCUGAAAUAGGCGAAGUCGAAGCUACUGCAAAGGAGAUUAUCGAUAUUUCAGAGAGUGUCGUUGGCAAAGACAUAGUUUCGGAGGAUUUUACAAGAGCGGUAAUAAAAGUUGAUGUACCUUGCUCAAAGAAAAUAGAGAGAAAAGAUGAGUCACAAGGGGUCGUUUCUUGUAAAUAUGAGUCACUUUCUGAUCCGUUUGAUUAUACCUGCUCAACUGCCAAGUGUACGGAGGUACGUAUAGCCUGUCCGCAAAAGAAAUUGGAAGAAGAGCAAGAUGAAUCUAUAGCUUGUAAAUGCAAGCUACAUCCCGUGUCGAAAGAUUGCUCGAGGUUUAUUGCCAAGUGCAAAUACAAUAACGCUUUCGAUGAUUGUGUUUGCAAGAUCAACGAACUUGAGCAGAAAAAAGACUGCACGCACUGCCAUUUGUCAAUAGAACAAUGUAUUUGUGCAUCGACACAAUACUUAAAAAGCUGUUUGAAGAUCAACAAACCGAAAUUUCGUGACAUUUCGUCUUUGAAGGAUAGCCCGCAUAUUUGCACGAAUUAUUGCAAAGAAAAGAAAGAAUAUGCCGAUCACCAGCUAGGUGUAUCUAUCAUGCCCAAUCAAGAAAUCAGUCUUGGCACCCUACAUUUGGCUUGA
This is a messenger RNA of Ooceraea biroi (clonal raider ant), 7713 nucleotides long. RefSeq lists its product as uncharacterized. The record is from RefSeq and is a predicted model, not a curated record. Lineage: Eukaryota; Metazoa; Arthropoda; Insecta; Hymenoptera; Formicidae. Gene Ontology annotation, cellular component: membrane.